Messenger RNA from Dipodomys spectabilis (banner-tailed kangaroo rat), 2698 nucleotides. It is a transcript of the gene Ece2, whose product is annotated as endothelin converting enzyme 2. Gene Ontology annotation, cellular component: plasma membrane. The transcript has 19 exons. Bases 1 to 2295 code for a protein of 764 amino acids. Gene Ontology annotation, molecular function: metalloendopeptidase activity. Lineage: Eukaryota; Metazoa; Chordata; Mammalia; Rodentia; Heteromyidae. The record is from RefSeq and is a predicted model, not a curated record. Gene Ontology annotation, biological process: protein processing.
AUGAGCGUCGCGCUGCGGGAGCUGGGCGGCGGCACCAUGGUGGAGUACAGACGCGCCUCGCUCCGGGAUGAGGACGCCUCCGAGACCCCCGUGGAGGGCGGGGCCUCGCCGGACGUCAUGGAGGUGGGAUUCCGGAAGAGGACAAGACAACUCUUUGGCCGGCACACAAGGCUGGAGCUGAUCUUGGCAGGUGUUUCUCUACUGCUGGCUACGCUGCUUCUGGGCUGCCUGGUGGCCCUGGGGAUUCAGUAUCACAGAGACCCAUCUCACAGCACCUGCCUCACAGAGGCCUGCAUUCGAGUGGCUGGAAAAAUCCUGGAGUCUCUGGAUCGAGGGGUAAGCCCCUGUGAGGACUUUUACCAGUUCUCCUGUGGAGGCUGGAUUCGAAGGAACCCCCUGCCUGAUGGGCGUUCUCGCUGGAACACCUUCAACAGCCUCUGGGACCAGAACCAGGCCGUGCUGAAGCACCUGCUUGAGAAUACCACCUUCAACUCUAGCAGUGAAGCUGAGAGGAAGACCCAGCGCUUCUACCUGUCCUGUCUACAGGUGGAACGCAUUGAGGAGCUAGGAGCCCAGCCUCUUCGAGACCUCAUUGACAAGAUUGGUGGUUGGAACAUUACGGGGCCCUGGGAGCAGUACAACUUCAUGGAGGUGCUGAAGGCAGUAGCGGGGACCUACAGAGCCACUCCGUUCUUCACUGUCUACAUCAGUGCUGAUUCUAAAAGUUCCAACAGCAAUGUCAUCCAGGUGGACCAAUCUGGACUCUUUCUGCCAUCUCGAGAUUACUACUUAAAUAGAACUGCCAACGAGAAAGUGCUCACUGCCUACCUGAACUACAUGGAGGAGUUGGGAAUGCUGCUGGGUGGACAGCCAGCCUCCACCCGGGAACAGAUGCAGCACGUGCUAGAGUUGGAGAUACAACUGGCCAACAUUACAGUGCCUCAGGACCAGCGGCGAGAUGAGGAGAAGAUCUAUCACAAGAUGAGCAUCGCGGAGCUGCAGGCUCUGGCACCCUCCAUAGAUUGGCUUGAGUUCCUGUCUUUCUUGCUGUCACCUUUGGAAUUGGGUGACUCUGAGCCUGUGGUGGUAUAUGGGACAAAUUACUUACGGCAGGUGUCAGAUCUCAUCAACUGCACGGAACCGAGUAUCUUGAACAAUUACCUGAUCUGGAACUUGGUUCAGAAGACCACCUCGAGCCUGGAUCGACGUUUUGAAUCCGCACAAGAGAAGCUGCUGGAGAGCCUGUAUGGCACCAAGAAGUCCUGUACACCAAGAUGGCAGACCUGUAUCUCCAACACAGAUGAUGCUCUUGGCUUUGCCUUGGGCUCCCUGUUUGUGAAGGCUACAUUUGACCGACAAAGCAAGGAAAUUGCAGAAGGCAUGAUCAGUGAAAUCCGGUCUGCUUUUGAGGAGGCCCUGGGACAGCUGGUUUGGAUGGAUGAGAAAACCAGGGAGGCAGCCAAGGAGAAAGCAGAUGCUAUCUAUGAUAUGAUUGGUUUCCCGGACUUCAUCCUAGAGCCCAAAGAGCUAGAUGAUGUGUACGAUGGGUAUGAAGUUUCUGAAGACUCCUUCUUUCAAAACAUGUUGAAUUUAUAUAACUUCUCUGCUAAGGUGAUGGCUGACCAGCUCCGCAAGCCUCCCAGCCGUGACCAGUGGAGCAUGACCCCCCAGACAGUGAAUGCCUACUACCUUCCAACCAAGAAUGAAAUAGUCUUCCCUGCUGGCAUCCUGCAGGCCCCUUUCUAUGCCCGCCACCACCCCAAGGCCCUGAACUUUGGUGGCAUUGGCGUGGUAAUGGGCCAUGAGUUGACACAUGCCUUUGAUGACCAAGGGCGUGAGUAUGACAAGGAAGGAAACCUGCGGCCCUGGUGGCAGAAUGAGUCCCUAGCAGCCUUCCAGAACCACACUGCCUGCAUGGAGGAACAGUACAACCAGUACCAGGUCAAUGGGGAAAGGCUCAAUGGCCGCCAGACGCUGGGGGAGAACAUCGCUGACAACGGGGGGCUUAAGGCUGCUUACAAUGCUUACAAAGCAUGGCUGAGGAAGCAUGGGGAGGAGCAGCAGCUGCCCGCCGUGGGGCUCACCAACCACCAACUCUUCUUUGUAGGAUUUGCCCAGGUGUGGUGCUCGGUCCGCACACCAGAGAGCUCUCACGAGGGGCUGGUGACCGACCCCCACAGCCCUGCCCGCUUCCGAGUGCUGGGCACUCUCUCCAACUCCCGUGACUUCCUGCGGCACUUCGGCUGCCCUGUCGGCUCCCCCAUGAACCCAGGGCAGCUGUGUGAGGUGUGGUAGACUUGGGAAGAAAUGGCUGGCUAUCGCCAGGGCCUGGGACUUCUAGGUUAGGAAAAGCAAGUAGGAGCUGGGCUGGGUCCAGCCCUGUCAUAACCCUAGGUGACAAGAGUAGUCCCCCAUCAACCACCACAUUGUGCCUCUGCUUUGGGAGUGACCCUGCCUCCAGCAGAGCCCCCACCAUUCACUGUGACAUCUUUCCAUGUCACCCUGCCUGGAGGAGAUGGAGAUGUGGGCACCGUUCCUAAAGGAAGGAGUCUGCCUCUUUUGGUCCCCAGGUUAAUGAGCUUGAGGGCUGAAGGUCCUGAUGGGCCCGCCCCACUCCAGGCCCGGGACUGUGCCUCCUAGCUGUUCCCCAGGUUUGCUGUGCCUGGGUUGGAGUGGGCUCAGUUCCUUUCAGCCCCAA